This is a messenger RNA of Vigna unguiculata (cowpea), 1775 nucleotides long. Its product is annotated as RNI-like superfamily protein. Gene Ontology annotation, biological process: SCF-dependent proteasomal ubiquitin-dependent protein catabolic process. The record is from RefSeq and is a predicted model, not a curated record. Gene Ontology annotation, molecular function: protein binding. NCBI's taxonomy places the organism in Eukaryota, Viridiplantae, Streptophyta, Magnoliopsida, Fabales, Fabaceae. Gene Ontology annotation, cellular component: SCF ubiquitin ligase complex.
UGAGAAAGGAAAUAUCAAGAGAAGAGGUUGUAAGAAAAAUAUCUAAUGCAAAUCCUGUUUCAAAUGAUGAUUGAUAUUUAGAUUCAUAUGCAAACAAAUCUUGUUUGGUCGGUUAUUUGGUCUGAUCUGGUCUGGGACAUUCACGUCGUGAAGAACAGUGGAUGGAUAUCAUACCAGAGCACAUAGUAUGGGAGAUAUUGAGUAGAAUGAAGAAAACAAAUGACAGAAACGCUGUUUCUCUUGUUUGUAAGCGUCUUUUUUACUUGGACAAUGCACAGAGGCAAUGCAUAAAGGUUGGGUGUGGUAUGGAUCCUGCAGAUGAAGCUUUAACGUGUCUGUGCAUAAGGUUUCAGAACUUGUCCAAGGUGGAGAUUACAUACUCUGGAUGGAUGUCCAAACUGGGAAAACAAUUAGAUGAUAAGGGUCUUCUGAUUCUUGCAAAACACUGUCCUCUGCUCAGUGAUCUCUCCCUCAGCUACUGCACAUUCAUCACUGAUGUUGGUCUCCGUUACUUGGCUUCAUCUUCCAAGCUCUCAUCUCUGAGGUUGAAUUUCACUCCAAGGAUCACUGGCUGUGGCAUUCUCUCUCUUGUUGUGGGUUGCAAGAACCUCUCAAGGCUUCACCUUAUAAGAUGUCUCAAUGUGAGUAGUGUGGAGUGGCUUGAAUACCUUGGCAAGCUUGGAACAUUGGAGGAUCUCUCCAUCAAGAAUUGCCGGGCCAUUGGUGAAGGGGACUUGAUUAAGCUUGGACAUGGUUGGCAGAAACUCAGAAGGUUGCAGUUUGAAGUGGAUGCUAAUUACCGAUACAUGAAGGUCUAUGAUCGGUUGUCUGUGGAUAGGUGGCAAAAACAGCAUGUGCCUUGUGAGAAUAUGCUUGAACUUAGCUUGGUGAAUUGCAUCAUCAGCCCUGGGAGAGGACUGGCUUGCGUGUUGACAAAGUGCAAGAACUUGCAGAAAAUUCAUCUGGACAUGUGUGUUGGUGUGAGAGACUUUGACAUCAUUUGUUUGUCCGAAAGAUCAAGUGACCUUAAAUCGGUUUCAUUUAGAGUUCCAUCGGAUUUUUCGCUUCCCUCAUUGGUGAACAAUCCAUUGAGAUUGACAGAUGAGAGUCUGAAAGCCUUGGCUCAAAACUGCUCCAAGCUUGAAUCAGUGAGGAUAUCUUUUUCUGAUGGGGAGUUUCCUUCAUCAUCCUCGUUCACAUUGAGUGGAAUACUAUGUUUGAUUAAUAAAUGUCCUGUUCGACAGCUUGCACUAGAUCAUGUUUAUUCCUUCAAUGAUGUUGGAAUGGAAGCCCUUUGCGCUGCAGAAUAUCUUGAAACUCUUGAACUUGUAAGGUGCCAAGAAAUCAGUGAUGAAGGACUACAGCUUGUGAGCCAGUUUCCCAGAUUGUGCAUUUUGCGGUUAAGCAAAUGUUUGGGGAUCUCUGAUGAUGGAUUAAAGCCACUUAUUGGAUCUUUGAAGUUGGAUUUCUUGGCCAUCGAAGAUUGUCCUCAAAUUUCUGAAAGGGGUGUUCAAGGUGCUGCAAAGUCUGUGUCUUUCAGACAAGACUUAUCAUGGAUGUACUGAAGCUGUUGAGGUUUAAGGAAUCUUAGCUAUCUUCAAUGCUACUCUAUACCUAUGUGUCGUGUAUCAAAAUCAUAGUGUCACACAUAUAUAAGAUUAUUCUGUUGUAUUUAUUUUGUACAGGAAUUGAUCAAAUAGUAUUUCCUGCAGUAUAUGGUUUAUAUCAUGUAAGCAAUACUUCCUACAUUUAUGAAAUUGGAUUUUUUUUGUAAA